GUCUGUGCUCCGUGCAGAGACAGGUGCAAGCCCAGCUGGGCUGGGUCCUCCGCGUCACCGAGCCCAUCUCCUGGGGGAUGGGGUGGGCUGUGUUUCCUUGACGGACUUUUGAGAGCCCCCACCCCCCGGCGGAGCGGAGGAGACCAUGGCCCCUCAGGGCUCCCGGGCCGAGCUGGAAUUCGGAGGACCCCUGGGCGCUGCGGCACUGAUGCUGCUGCUGCCCGCCACCAUGUUCCACCUCCUACUGGUAGCCCGCUCGGGCCCGGCGCGCCUCCUGGGCCCACCCCCUUACCUGCCGGAACUCGAGGAGCUGUGGAGCCCGUGGGCGCUGUUGCUGUGUCUCACCUGGCUCGGCCUGCAGGCGGCGCUCUACCUCUUGCCGGCGCGCAAGGUGGCCGAGGGGCAGGAACUGAAGGACAAGAGUCGACUGCGCUACCCCAUUAACGACGUAGGGGGUUCCACUGGCUCCCUCCACACCCCUCCUCCCUCCACUCCCAGCAUUGCUACCACUCUAUGCACCAGAGAAGUGGCUGGGGUGACCCUCCGAAAGCUAAAGUGUCUGACUAAUGGCUCGGGACAAGGCUUCCAGGCCCUGGUGCUGACAGCCUUGCUGGUGGGCCUGGGGGUGUCAGCCGGGCUGCCCCUGAGCGCGCUCCCGGAAAUGCUCCUGCCCUUGGCCUUUGCGGCCACCCUCACCGCCUUCAUCUUCAGCCUCCUCCUCUAUCUGAAGGCUCUGGUAGCCCCUGCCUCUGCCCUGGCACCCGGGGGGAACUCAGGCAAUCCCAUUUACGACUUUUUCCUGGGACGGGAGCUCAACCCGCGCAUCUGUUCCUUUGACUUCAAAUAUUUCUGCGAACUGCGGCCUGGCCUCAUCGGCUGGGUCCUCAUCAACCUGGCCUUGCUGAUGCAGGAAGCAGAACUUCGGGGGAGUCCCUCGCUGGCCAUGUGGCUGGUCAAUGGCUUCCAGCUACUGUAUGUGGGUGAUGCCCUUUGGCACGAGGAGGCGGUCCUCACCACCAUGGACAUCAUACAUGACGGGUUUGGCUUCAUGCUGGCCUUUGGGGACCUCGCCUGGGUACCCUUCACCUACAGCCUGCAGGCCCAGUUCCUGCUGUACCACCCAGAGCCCCUGGGGUUGCCCCUGGCCUCGGUCAUCUGCCUCAUCAAUGCUGUUGGUUACUACAUCUUCCGUGGAGCCAAUUCUCAGAAAAACACCUUCCGGAAGAAUCCUUCUGAUCCCAGAGUGGCUGACCUUGAGACCAUCUCUACAGCCACAGGACGACGGCUGCUGGUGUCUGGGUGGUGGGGUAUGGUCCGCCAUCCCAACUACCUCGGAGACCUCAUCAUGGCUCUGGCCUGGUCCUUGCCCUGCGGGGUGUCCCACCUGUUGCCCUACUUCUACCUCCUUUACUUCACUGCGCUGUUGGUACACCGUGAGGCCCGGGAUGAGCAGCAGUGUCUGCAGAAGUAUGGCCUGGCCUGGCACGCAUACUGCCGGCGUGUGCCCUACCGAAUCGUGCCCUACAUCUACUGAAGCAGCUCCACGUGUCCCAGGUCGGGCCACGUGCCCACCCAGCUGCCAGCACACCCAGCACCAGGAGCCUGGACUCACCUGGCACUCAAGGGCCUGCACCCUAACCUGCUCUGAGCUCCGACAGGCAGGGGUGAACGGCCUGAUAGGUGGUUGGAGCAAAAGGGGAAAACGAAGCCAAAAUGGAGUGGAGGGGCUGCUCUUCCUCCUUGGAUAAACAUCUGGAACGCUU
This is a messenger RNA of Physeter macrocephalus (sperm whale), 1763 nucleotides long. It is a transcript of the gene TM7SF2, whose product is annotated as transmembrane 7 superfamily member 2. Gene Ontology annotation, cellular component: nuclear inner membrane; endoplasmic reticulum membrane. Lineage: Eukaryota; Metazoa; Chordata; Mammalia; Artiodactyla; Physeteridae. Bases 146 to 1534 code for a protein of 462 amino acids. The transcript has 11 exons. Gene Ontology annotation, molecular function: Delta14-sterol reductase activity. The record is from RefSeq and is a predicted model, not a curated record. Gene Ontology annotation, biological process: cholesterol biosynthetic process.